AUGGCGUGGGGUGCGCGGAGUACUGCUUCUUCGCCGUAGCGGGCGCCGCGCUCAUCGUGCCCAUCGAGUACGUCCUCCUGAACGCGCUCGUCGACUAUCUUGAGAACUCCACUGGGAACACAGGGGAUUUCGCCAGCGGCGAGUACUCCGACGAGCGCGGGAACUUCGUCGGCGAGAGGUACGGGAAGCAGCUGGGCGCGUGGCUGUGCUGCCUGGCGGUGUCCUCGCUCGCGGCCUCGCUCUCCGCGAGGGGCAUGCCCGUGGCCCUCACCGAUCAUAUCGAUCGCAGCGAGGACAAGUACCUGCUCCGCGGACGCGUGGGGACCGUGCACUCAUGGGUGUUUGAUGGCGAGGAAGGGAAGUGCGCGCUGUGCGCGUCGGUGAAGUACAAGAACCAGUAUGCGAUCGGGCAGUGGAGCCGGGAAGACGGUCUCCGUGUGUGCACACUGUGCUUGGGAGGCAAAAAGAGCAUUGGCACGCCGUGGCAGUGUAUGGAGUGUUAUCUGUGGAAGGGUCAGGAUGCUUCCCACACGUCCCAGCACCACUGCUCGAAGCUGACGUCACGGCGUUGCGUGGACUGUCCUGAGAGGCGGAAAUGUUACGUAUGCGAGGUGCGGAAGUACGAGGAUGCGUUCGUGGAUCUGCAGUGGGUGAAGUGCAAGCGCUGCGUCGACGCUGGAGCUGCGCAGAGGGACACGGCUGCGAGGAAGGACGAGAGAGCCUGCGUUGCGUGCGGGGUGGCGCAGCGGCGUGAAUGCUUUUCGCAGUGGAUGUGGGAGGGCGUGGCAGAGCGUCACCGCAAGUGCAAGCGCUGCAUCGAUGGCGCGAAGCUGCAGCGCGGAAAGUGGAAAUGCGUGGAAUGUAAGGGCGCUUUCGAGAGGGAGCACUACAGCACCUGGUUGGCUGGGCGAACGACGCAGAAGGAACUCGACCAGGACGCGAUCCAGCAGGGCAACGUCGUGUGGGAGGACUUCCAGGGCAGCUUCGAGCCGAACCAGCGCCGCGUGAUUUUCAUCGCCACCUUCAGUGACAACGCACUGAUGCGGGUGCUGGUGAACCACUGUGAGUGUCGCCUCGCGGACUUCUUGGCGGUGGUCAAAAUGAUACUUGACGCGGCGCCGCAGAACCUCGAGGAUGGGGGUUCAUGGUCCGAGGGCAGUGGGGAGACUUACCAGGGCUUGCUGGGCGACUUCCUCGCCAUAUUGACGGGCGUCGUUGGCAUUCUCGACCCUGCGCCGGCCGACAAGUACAAUGUGUCCACUGAUGACAUCAUGUUCGCCAUGAACAUGGGUUCCACCCGCCAGAUGACUCAGCUCCCUGCACCACCGGAGGAGGGCGAGGGGUCGGACGCAGAGGCCGCAGGGGCAGCUACGAAAGAAGAUGAAGGCGCACGAAAGAUCUUGGCAGACUUAGUCGAGAAAGUCAACCUGCUCCAGACCAGCAUCGCCGCUGACACGGCGUUCGAGGCGAAGUACGCCGAGUGGGAGGCCGUUGCCUUGACUGAGGACGACGGGAAGAUGCGUCUCGCCCAGGUGCUGAGCAGUCUGACCGAUUGCAGCGUCGAGGAGGACGACGCUGUCGACCAAGGCACAGUGGGGACAAUCGUAAGCAUUCUGAAGCAUAUCCCUACUCUGGCUGCACAGUUGCGGCCUGGGGCCACCGCAGAGUUGGAGAAGCUCUGGGUCGAGAAAGCCACGGCGCUUGCAGCCUCCGUCAACGGGUCCCAGUCCGCAGAGUACAGGGCGCGCGUGAUGGCAGAGUUUUACCCGAGCUUGUCCAGCGCAGUUCCGAUUUGCGGCGAUCCGUUCAAGCAGAAGCUGAAAGGGCUCAUGGCCAAAGUGGCGUCCGUCCAGGAGGAGACCCUCAGCGCGCAGAAGCUUGUCACCGUCGACAAUGCAGUGCUGAAGGUCGAGUCGGAUCGGAGCGAGGAGUCUCGGAGUAUUCUAUCCUUGGCGUUGCAGAAGUGUUCUGGCCUCACCUUCAGCGACGGAGCGGCGCCCGCCGCUAACUUCGCGAGCUCCAUCGUCAAGGCUGCCGGGGCGGUCCAGAUGUUGAUCCCCAUGCUGUCCUCCACCCCGGCGUGCUACAAGGACGUUUUGAAGAUGGCAGUGCCGGUUUUGGACAUCAAGAAGCAGGAGACUAUCUUCGCGAAGCUUGGGGACACCAUGGAGCAGCGCAUGAAUCAGAAGGAUGCCAAGGGCAACCGCCCCCAGUUGGACGCGCUCUGCCGGGUGGUCGCUACCGCGUUGAAGGCCAACGCCCAGCCGCUGGAGGAGAGUGCCUACGACGGCGAGGACACGCUCGGGUCAUUUGAAAACGUGAUCAUUCAUGAAGAGUUGGUCAAGUGCUUGUGCGAUGCCAAGGGCCAGCGCAACGACGCCAUCCUUCAUCUGGUGGACGAGGUCAUGAAAGUCCUGAGCGCCGCACUUACUGGUUACGAGCCUUUGGCCGCUGGCGGCAAAGACGGCGAGUCGUGGAAGAAAAACUUGAAGGAUAAUUGCCAGAUGACUGAAGUCAUGAAAGCAGCUAAGUCGACGAUCCACGCGAUGAACCCCAAGGAUACGCACAGCAAGUUGACAGCCUUGCAGAAUGCUCUCACCGCAGCCACGAAGGUCUUGACUAAGUACCAGGGUGUGCCAGAGGGGCCCGGUGUCUCGGACGCGGUCCAGAAGCGCGACGCAGCGGAGAAGGUGUUCAAGUUGGGCAGGAUCACGUGCACGGAAGCCAUCCUCACAGAGAACGGUGGCAAGGACCUCACCAAGGAUGCGAUCAUGAAACAGAUCAGGCUCGUCACCGCGGCGGGCGCCCAGACGACCCAGAUCCACCCUGCGAUCUUCAACAUGGUGAACAAGAUCCUCAACCCCAACAAGUAA
This is a messenger RNA of Prorocentrum cordatum, 2873 nucleotides long. Lineage: Eukaryota; Dinophyceae; Prorocentrales; Prorocentraceae. The record is from the annotation of a GenBank genome assembly.